CCCGUCCUUCCCCCCGGGAGUCCCGAGCCGGGGCCGGGCCGGGGAGCCGGGCGCUGCCCCCGCCUGCGGGGCUCGGGCCGGGGCGGGGGGGGCACGGGCCGGGCGCCCUCGAGAGGGGCCGGGCGGGGACGCGGCAUUCCUGGAGUCCGCUCGGCGGGGCCGGGAGGUGGCCGGAGCGCGGCGGGCAGCCCGGGCGACCCACAGACCUGGGAGGCGGCCACCUGGAGCCCGGCGAGGCGGGGUCCCGGGACCCCGGAGGACCGAGCCCCGCGCCAAAGUCGGGAGAGCGAGUCCGAGGAGGGAGCGGGUCUGCGGGAGGAGACGGCGCGCGCGGAGGAGGAGGGGGCCGGGAGAGGAAGCGGGCGGGAGGGAGGGGGGCUCAGGGGAGUCCGAGGCCGGGCCGACGGGAGGCGAGGGGAGGCCGACACCUCGGGCCGCGCCGCUCUCCCUCCCCGGCCCGCCGGGAGGGGAGGGCGGGAAGGAGGGCGGGCGAGAGGAGGGCGGAGGGCAGAGCCGCGCCGGGCUGGUCCGGGCCGGGCCGCGGGAGUCGCGGCUUCCUCGCUGCGCGCCGCGCGGCCGGAGCCACCAUGCUGCCCGUGGCGGGCGAGCCGGCGGCAGCGACUCCGCUCUGCGUUCCAGAUGCCCUCCCCAGACUCCCACCUCCCAGAGGACGCGUCCCCGCUUCCUCCUGCGCCCGGCCCGGCCCGCCCCUCUGGGGGGACUCGUGGGGGAUGCUCGCGUGUCUGUGCACCGUGCUCUGGCAGCUCCCUGCAGUGCCAGCCCUCAACCGCACAGGAGACCCGGGGCCUGGCCCCUCCAUCCAGAAAACCUAUGACCUCACCCGCUACCUGGAGCACCAGCUCCGCAGCUUGGCUGGGACCUAUCUGAACUACCUGGGCCCCCCUUUCAACGAGCCUGACUUCAACCCCCCUCGGCUGGGGGUGGAGACUCUGCCCAAGGCCACUGUCAACCUGGAGGUGUGGCGAAGCCUCAACGACAAACUGCGGCUGACCCAGAACUACGAGGCCUACAGCCACCUCCUAUGCUACCUGCGGGGCCUCAACCGCCAGGCCGCCACGGCCGAGCUGCGCCGCAGCCUGGCCCACUUCUGCACCAGCCUCCAGGGCCUGCUGGGCAGCAUCGCAGGCGUCAUGGCAGCUCUGGGCUACCCGCUGCCCCAGCCUCUGCCCGGGACUGAGCCCACCUGGGCCCCUGGCCCUGCCCACAGUGACUUCCUCCAAAAGAUGGACGACUUCUGGCUGUUGAAGGAGCUGCAGACCUGGCUGUGGCGCUCAGCCAAGGACUUCAACCGACUCAAGAAGAAGAUGCAGCCUCCGGCCACCGCAGUCACCCUACACCUGGAGGCCCGUGGCUUCUGAUCUCCGACCACCCUCUCCUUCCCUUCCUCCUUCCAGUCCUGCUCCCACUCUAGGAGGGAGAAACGCAUACACCAACACUCAUUGAGCCAGGAGACUGAAGCCGUGAGCCUCCAGCCUCCCUGGACUUGGAGGAGGGUGUGAUGCAAUGAGGCCCAUCCCCUCCUGGCCUCCCUAAGUCCUACGGGUCUGAGGAAGAGGUGCAAUAGGCCCCAUCCCAUUUCCACAGGAUGUCAUGCUCAAGGGCACCCAGAGUGGCUGCAGUCGGCAUGAGGCUCUUGCAGCUUCCUGCUUCCUGCCCACCACUUGCCAGCGCCCACUCAGCCCCUCAAGUGGCACUUCCAGGAAGCGUGCCUGUAGGGCAGGGAGAGGGGGGCACCAUCACAUGUGCCUUUCUGGGGUGAAACCCUUUGGCUGCCCUGCUCUCCUUAGAUGGGUGUUGCUCCCCCACCCCUCAAACAACUCAAUACAUCCAGUUCAGGAAACACACGGUGGCCAAGUCCAGACGGAAGAGAUGGGAUGAAAAAUGGAAGAGGUGGGGUCUGCAAUGGAGGUAAUACUGAAAGCAGAGGGGCAGGGACAGACUGGACCCAGGGGUCACCAAGGUGAUCCGUGGCACAGGGUGUCGUCCAGAAGGACACGGCCUUGGAUUUCCUUGCCAGCUGCAGGGUGCCUCCCCUCCGCCCCCUUUCCCAGGGUAUCUGUGGGUUGCCCAGGCUGGGGAGGGCAACCAUAGCCACAGCCACAGAAUUUCCUGAAAGUUUACAUUGCGGUAGCAUUUCGGGGUAUGGGGGCAGCUCCCCUAGGCCCUGCUCCCCAGCCCCACCCAACUCAUGACUCUUUUAAGUUUGUUGUAUUAAUAUUUAUUUAUUUGGAGAUGUUAUUUAUUAGAUGAUAUUUAUUGCAGAAUUUCUAUUCUUGUAUUAACAAAUAAAAUGCUUGCCCCAGAA
Messenger RNA from Bubalus bubalis (water buffalo), 2326 nucleotides. It is a transcript of the gene CLCF1, whose product is annotated as cardiotrophin like cytokine factor 1. Lineage: Eukaryota; Metazoa; Chordata; Mammalia; Artiodactyla; Bovidae. The record is from RefSeq and is a predicted model, not a curated record. The coding region runs from base 588 to 1379 and encodes 263 amino acids. The transcript is spliced from 4 exons.